GAAAGAAAGACUAGUUCUGUAGUUCGACGUCUUAUCCCGCGGCGAGAAGUCAUGGAAGUUGCACCCCACUAUAAACUAUUGGUGGCGUCCUUCAAAGAAAAUCAACAUGGCAGCCUCCAUGAUGAGAACGACAGGUGUGAAUAUCUUUCUCAUGUUUGUCAAUGGAAAGCUCUUGUGCAGGGGCAGGAGGCAAGUUGUGGCAUCAUUGACCAGCCAGUAUUUAUUGAAAAGAAGAUGCUACAGCAGCCGACGCAACAUCUUGACCCUGACAGAGAGAGGAAUCUUCCAAGACAUCUUCCCAGACACAAGUGACCUUCCCAAAGUGUUGAGUUCUGGCCCACAGUGCAUAUACUGCGGCUUUGACCCCACAGCAGACAGUCUUCAUAUCGGUAACCUCCUAGCCAUCAUUGCAUUGUUACAUUGCCAGAGGGCAGGUCAUAACCCCAUUGCUUUGAUUGGUGGUGCAACAGCACUGAUAGGAGAUCCAAGUGGGAAGACAACAGAGAGAACGCCCCUGGAAUCAUCAGUGGUACAAUCCAAUGCAGCCUCCAUCAAAAGUAGUCUGCAGAGAAUCUUCACAAAUCAUGAGAGGUACUUCUGGAAAGAGGACAAGCAGCUUCCAAAAAUCAGAAUUAUGGACAACAAAAGCUGGUACAAAGACAUGAAUGUUCUAAGGUUUCUGGCAGGUGUCGGUCGUCAGCUGAGAAUGGGAAAGUUGCUCUCCAGACAAAGUGUCCAGACUCGUCUAGCCAGUUCUCAGGGGAUGAGUUUUGCUGAGUUCUCCUAUCAGUUAUUCCAGGCCUAUGACUUUUUGCAUCUUCACCAUGAGUAUGGCUGUCUCAUCCAACUAGGAGGGACAGAUCAACUGGGAAACCUAAUGACAGGCCAUGAGCUGGUCAAGAGGGUCACAGGCAAGGAUGUGUAUGGUAUUGUUAUCCCAUUAGUUACAAGUUCAACUGGAGACAAAUUGGGCAAGACUGCUGGGAAUGCUGUAUGGAUCAAUGAGGAGAAGACCUCAGCCUUGGACCUCUACCAGCACUUCUUGCGACUACCUGAUGCUGACAUGGAGCAUUACCUCAAGCUGUUCACUCUCCUACCACUGAAUGAGAUUGCUGACGUCAUGAGACUUCACAAGAAAACGCCUAAGAAUCGCAAGGCCCAAGAAAAACUAGCAGAGCAAGUUCUGCUACUUGUGCAUGGAGAAAUUGGUCUUGACAGAGCAUUGAGACAGACUGAGGCUCUGUACCAUACCAGCCCAGCAAGUCUAGAGCAGCUCAAUGAUGCUGAGAUUACAGAGCUCUUCCAAGGAGCGACAGUUACCAGACUUCUAUUGGAACCGGGGUUCAGCAUAGCACAGAUGCUUGAUAGGGUCAAAUGUCUGCCACAGGGACACAAGGGUGACUUAAUUCUGAGUGCUGGUGGGGUUUACAUCAACAAUCAACGAGUCACAGAUGCAUCAAGGGUUCUGAUCAAAGAUGAACAUAUACUUGCAAAUGGUCUCACUCUGAUAAGAGUUGGGAAGAAGAAUUACUACAUAGUGAAGUGGGUAUGAUGGCAGUUAGAAUGAUUGCCGAGUCUUCUCAAUGUCAGUGUGAAUACAUACGUUCACAUUCUCUCUGCACCAGACUAAUUUACAUAAGCUUCUGUCCUCUCAAACUGUCAUGACUUCUGUUUGUGAAGUUAAUUUGUUUGUGAUCACUACUUCACUUGUGCAUUGAAUACUGUUGGAAGCUUAGAUGUAAAAGGGUGAACACCAAAUAAAGUUGAUGAUGCAGGAAAAAGGUUAUCAUGAACAUGGAUGACGUAUAGGACUUACAUAAAACUCACAAAAAUUCCAUGAAAUGUGAUUUAAGAGUUUUCUUCUGAACCCAACGAAUAUCUUUAUUAACACUCAUAGUAAAUGCUACUUUUUUUUACACGUAUCAAUUUGAUAUCUAUGACAUACUAACAGAAGAAAGUUUUGUACAAAUAAACACACUUCAUACAAGUA
This is a messenger RNA of Patiria miniata (bat star), 1990 nucleotides long. RefSeq names its product tyrosine--tRNA ligase, mitochondrial-like. Lineage: Eukaryota; Metazoa; Echinodermata; Asteroidea; Valvatida; Asterinidae. Gene Ontology annotation, biological process: tyrosyl-tRNA aminoacylation. The transcript has 13 exons. The record is from RefSeq and is a predicted model, not a curated record. The coding region runs from base 107 to 1552 and encodes 481 amino acids. Gene Ontology annotation, cellular component: mitochondrion; cytosol. Gene Ontology annotation, molecular function: tyrosine-tRNA ligase activity; ATP binding; RNA binding.